Messenger RNA from Cantharellus anzutake, 1347 nucleotides. RefSeq lists its product as uncharacterized. Bases 1 to 1347 code for a protein of 448 amino acids. The record is from RefSeq and is a predicted model, not a curated record. Lineage: Eukaryota; Fungi; Basidiomycota; Agaricomycetes; Cantharellales; Hydnaceae. The transcript has 5 exons.
AUGUCGUUCUCUCAUCAGAAACUAUCUCCUAAACCUCGCCCCCAGAUCACUGUAUCACCAUCCGCUCCUUUAAAACCAUUUUCCCCGCGUUACCCACCCCCGUCUCGAAAACGUCACAGUACCGAUAGUUGGAACAGUGUCGAAGAUGAGUUCACCUAUGAAUGGACCCCAGAACAGAUAUCUCGUAUUAUAUCUACUCUCGAAGACACACCCUCGAAUCUAGCCAGCCCAUAUACAGGCACAAUACCUCCAUCUAAUCUACUCGACCGCAUGGGCCGGAGUAUUCUAGACACUCUUUCACCCAAUGAAUGGCCACAUUCACUCAGGGCAACGCGUCUCAAACUCCUUCAAGUUGCCAAGCAGCUCGCCAAGCCUGCGUCACCGUCUGUCGUAGUCAAUCCUGCUCCCACCAGCCCGCGGACUCCCCAGCGCGGUUCUUCUGUUGCCGCCCGCGCACCGCUCUCUGGGAAAGAUGGUAUGGACUAUCUGCCUGUUGUCGAAGAGUUGCCUUUAACCCCUCCAAGUAAAAAUCUGUCCACUAAACGCUCUCAGCGUGUCAUUGCACAUGCCCCGUUUCACCCCUAUGAACGUGCCUCACGAUCCGCUCAGUUCACACUCGAGAAGCUCAAAAGUAGAACAUCAACAGCUAGCCUUUCCAAAACUCUUGUACCUCAACCAGAAGAGGAUACAGCGCUUACUCCUGCAUAUCUCAACAUUGCUGUCGAUAUCUCGCCCUCAUCAUCUGCAUCAAGUCUUGUGUCUAAACGAAUCCGAAGCUACAAGAACCACCGAAACCCCCUCACCCCUCCAGUGGGAGAGAAACAGACACCUACACGUGGGAAAAGUGCUAGAAAGCUUCGCUCGCCUUACCCAAAUGCCGUUACCCCUGAAAAACGUCGAACGUCGUGCAAAAGGUCGUUCCGUCUCGAUGACGAAAACCUCUUUACCCCAGAGAUGGAUGAUGUGCGAAGCCUCGGCGAGCUUAGCCUUGGAUCAAACUUUGUCAUGGAUGAGAACAUGUCAUCAGGCCGUCGUUCAAGACGAUUGACGCCACACUCGCGUUGUGGGACUCCUCUCUCUAUUGCCUCGUCGCUGGAUGGGGAGAGUCGCAGUCCCCGUCGCCCCCGUCGUGCCGGGCGCUUGUCCUUGCACCGUGGAGACGAUGACGAGUUUUUUGAAUAUGGGGUGGCUGGGCAUGAUGCUGAUGCUGGCACUCGGCGAAUGAUCGGUCGAAAGAUUUCUUUCGGGUCUGAUAGUGGAUAUGAUACAGGGAAGAUAAUUCCCAUAGCGGAGUCGUCCAAGGGGAAGCUAGUCUUCGGUGGUCUUUUGCAUGCACCUUUCGAAUAG